AUGCAGUACAAGGGAAACGGAGAGGAGCAAAAUCGAACAACUGUUGCUGAAUUCAUCCUCUUGGGAUUUGGAGAUCUUCCUAACCUGGAGCUUCUUUUCCUGCUGUUCUUGGUUAUCUACAUGGUGACCAUGUCUGGGAACCUCCUCAUUGUUCUGCUAGUUGUGGUUGAUCGACACCUCCACACCCCCAUGUACUUCUUCCUAGGGAACCUCUCUUUCUUGGAGUCCUGCUACAGCUCAACCAUUUUGCCCAGAAUGCUCACUAGUCUUCUGACAGGGGAACGGAGUGUAUCUGUGGUGGCCUGUUUCGUACAGUUCUAUAUAUUUGCUUGCCUAGGAGGUGCCGAAUGCUACUUCCUAUCUAUUAUGUCUUAUGACAGGUACUUAGCUGUGUGCAAGCCACUGCACUAUUCUGCCCUCAUGAAUGGCAGGCUGUGCCUACUGUUAGCAGCUGUGUCUUGGGUAAGUGGAAUUUUGGUUAGCACCAGCACAACUCUAUCAAUAUCUGCAUUAUCAUUCUGUGGUCCCAAUGAAAUUGAUCAUUACCUCUGUGAUUUAUCCCCAGUCAUAAAAGAGAUCUCCUGCAGUGACACGUAUACAGUAGAAAUGAUGGCAUUCAUUUCUGCCUGUGUGUUCACCCUGCCUCCCUUUCUACUCACACUGGCAUCCUACAUAUUCAUCAUUGUGACAGUUCUCAGAAUCCCAUCCACCACUGGGAGACAAAAGGCCUUCUCCACCUGUUCCUCUCACCUCACUGUGGUUGGCCUGUUUUAUGGAACGCUGAUGCUUGUCUAUAUGCUGCCACGUUCCACAAAUCUCCGAUAUUUGAAAAAAAUCUUCUCUCUCUUCUAUACAGUCCUGACUCCUAUGGUGAAUCCCCUCAUAUAUAGUCUCAGAAACAAGGAAGUGAAGGAAGCCAUGAGAAAAGGCUUUAUGAAGUUCCGUGUGACACUUCAGAGAUCCAGGUUUAAUAAUCAAAAUGAGAAUAAAUAA
Molecule: messenger RNA, 993 nt
Organism: Hemicordylus capensis (graceful crag lizard)
Lineage: Eukaryota; Metazoa; Chordata; Lepidosauria; Squamata; Cordylidae
Product: olfactory receptor 10A7-like
Exons: 1
Coding region: 1-993 (330 amino acids)
Biological process (GO): G protein-coupled receptor signaling pathway
Cellular component (GO): membrane
Molecular function (GO): G protein-coupled receptor activity; olfactory receptor activity
Source: RefSeq, a predicted model, not a curated record